Molecule: messenger RNA, 1233 nt
Organism: Aspergillus welwitschiae
Lineage: Eukaryota; Fungi; Ascomycota; Eurotiomycetes; Eurotiales; Aspergillaceae
Exons: 3
Coding region: 1-1233 (410 amino acids)
Source: RefSeq, a predicted model, not a curated record
AUGCCGAAGAAACAGUCAACAUCCUCGAAAAUGGAAACGAUAGCAAAGAACGAUGCUCCAGCUAGCCACCAGUCUACCUCCGGACGCAAAGAAGACAGAGAGCCUCGCGCAAGGACCCGAAGCAGCAGCCCAGUUCGAAGCGAAAAGACGGAAUCAACUACAUUGUUACCAGGCGUAAAACCGGUAUCGGAGAUUGUGGAACAAACUCAGGAUCCAGAAAAAGAGACAUUGACACUGCCGGAAAAGGGCCCAACUCCACAGAUCACUGUUGAGGAUUUCAAUAACAAAUACGUGGAAAGGAGCCUCAACUUUUACGAUUUACACAGUACCCGAGCCAUCGACUAUGAGCAGACGUAUCCGAGACAGUGGCCAGAAGAGAUUCAGCACGCCUUUGGCAUGGCUCUUGACUGGGCACGUAAUUACGCCGAACGUGAACAUGCCAAUCUUUCCGUGGAGCAGAAGAGAGACCUUGUCUCUAGCCUUGAUGGAUACUGCAUCCAGAAUGACUUCGACACCAUCGUAUCUAGUCUUCCCCGAAGCUUGCAUAAUAUGUGUCUAACACAAUUUGUCUAUCUUUUGCUUGUCAAAGAAUGCAUUUCCAGGUUUUUUACGAAUCCUUUCUGGUACCUCGUUCCGGAUCCUGAGUGUGGGGGCGAUGCGGACGAUAAGGGGAAGUUGCCAACAAACGCACCGGUAUUUGGAGCCCAGAUAUUCAAUCUUUAUGAGAGAAUGCGCGAAUCUGAUCCAGCGGCUGCCCAACUUUGGCGCUUAUGGACCACUCGUUUUUCUCACCCAGAUCACAAAUUCGGAUAUGACAUGAUCGCUUAUCGAGACUCCGUGGCUGACAGAAUAUGCGAGGAAAUCUUGGGUCAAGUGCUAGUAAAAUCGCUCCUCAGAAGUACGGAUAAAAGUGUUCUGGAUAGAGCCCGUAUCGACCUGCAAAAGUUCUUCAGGUCAGCCGCUGAACUCUCGGUGAAAAUUUCAUGCCAACUUCAGUAUUUGGAAUUUAGAUUUCUCGAUACCCUGGAUCCUGUCUUUCAUCACCCUUCGGCGGAGAUAGAUUUGGCCGAGGAUUACGGAGGGGCUACGAAGGAACCUUGUUUUGAUGGCCGCCGUAUCCUCUUCUUGGAGUUUCCUGCCAUGUAUCUUUGCGGAGAUUCUAGGGAUCCCUUGUAUAGAGAUGUCCAACAGAAAGCUGUUGUCUAUGUUGAGGAUGUGGUCAGAAAUAGUUAG